Messenger RNA from Procambarus clarkii (red swamp crayfish), 1304 nucleotides. RefSeq names its product basic helix-loop-helix transcription factor amos-like. Gene Ontology annotation, biological process: positive regulation of transcription by RNA polymerase II; sensory organ development; axon development. Gene Ontology annotation, cellular component: nucleus. NCBI's taxonomy places the organism in Eukaryota, Metazoa, Arthropoda, Malacostraca, Decapoda, Cambaridae. Gene Ontology annotation, molecular function: protein dimerization activity; DNA-binding transcription factor activity, RNA polymerase II-specific; E-box binding. The record is from RefSeq and is a predicted model, not a curated record.
CAUGUCAGUGUCGGAGUGGCUGUACCCAGCGGCCCAUCCGGGCACCUACCCGCACUACCCGGCACCCUUCACUGCUCCUGGGCACCUGAGCCCGGCUGCCACGCCCAGCCCCCAGUGCCAGCCGGCCCUCACAGCCUCGCCCGGAUGGUCAUCCUCACUCACCACCUCAUACUCCGAAGGCCGUCCGAGUCCGUCCUGCUCUCCCAUGAGCAGCUGUGGGAGUCUCGAAGUCGGAUCACCUCGUUCCUGGACAGUUAGCGGCCCCGCGUCAUGGUCGUGGGGCGCCCCUGGCACUACCCACCCGCUACUGGCCGCCGCCGCCGCGGCAGUAGUCAGCACCUCGUCAGAAUCAUCGGUGCCGUCAGCGUGCCGCCAAGCCAAGUGCAGAAGGAAGCCGCCGAAGUCCGUUGGUCGGGACGUGCUGAAGAAGCGACGACUCGCGGCUAAUGCGCGCGAGCGGCGCCGCAUGAAUGGAUUAAACGACGCCUUCGACCGUUUACGCGAAGUGAUCCCGGCUCUCAGUGGUGACCAGAAACUGUCCAAGUUCGAGACCUUACAGAUGGCUCAGACAUAUAUUGCUGCCUUGGCCGAGCUCCUCCACUAGGUGCCUUGGCCGAGCUCCUCCACUAGGUGCCUUGGCCGAGCUCCUCCACUAGGUGCCUUGGCCGAGCUCCUCCACUAGGUGCCUUGGCCGAGCUCUUCCAUUAGGUGCCUUGGCCGAGCUCCUCCACUAGGUGCCUUGGCCGAGCUCCUCCACUAGGUGCCCUGGCCGAGCUCCUCCACUAGGUGCCUUGGCCGAGCUCUUCCACUAGGUGUCCUGGCCGAGCACCUCCACUAGGUGCCUUGGCCGAGCUCCUCCACUAGGUGCCCUGGCCGAGCUCCUCCACUAGGUGCCUUGGCCGAGCUCGUGCUUCAGGUGUCGGCGCCGAACAGCCACGUCUUAAUUAUCUAGUCAGAGAUCUACUCACCUGAAAAAAUAAGAAUCUCCAUAGCAAUCAAAUAUUCAAAGCCGAGUGCCCGGCCAGGCACCCUGUUGACUCGUCGUGCCCAACGCUGAGUGUAAGUGUCAAGUGCCACGAUCACAACUCUCCGUCUGUGUCAUUCUGUGUCAUACGCUAUCUGGGAUAACAAGCUCCCCGAAGCUGUGGUGGAGUUGGACGAGCGGGAUGCGUGCAGUAGUAGUAGUGGCACUGGUGAGAGUGACGUCUGUGGCACUGGUGAGAGUGACGUCUGUGGCACUGGUGAGAGUGACGUCUGUGGCACUGGUUAGAGUGACGUCUGUGGUACUGGUGAGAGUGACGUCU